AACGCAAAGUCGACACUCUGUUCCUUGGUGUGACUGCAACGGUGCAUAUCGCUCGCGACAGACAGGCUAGCACUUGGCAUUUUUUCUGUUCAAAUUAGUCACAGAAGAGGAGCAGUUAGACAGUGUGCGACGAGCAUCCUUCCCGCAGAUGACGCCCCGCGUCGGUGUGUCCCUGUGGGCGUGGGCGGCCUGCGUAGGGUGGGCCUUGCUGAGUGUGGCGGCCGCGGACCUGCCUCCCCCCGAGAGACAGUACAGCAUCCUGUUCCUCCUGCCGAUGUCCUCCACGAGCCACAGGAACAUCUUCAUGUCGGUCGCCGAGGCCCUGGCAGAGCGGGGCCACAACGUGACGAUGCUGGUCAACCACGCCGUCGAGUCGAGGAACGAGAACAUCACCGUCGUCUUCCACGGGCUGGACGACUUCCGACCCGAGAAGGUCAGCAUGUUCAGAAUCCGAGGCGAUGUCCGAGAAGUCUCAAGGAUCUACUCCGAGAAGCUCGUGGCCGCGAGCAAGAAGCUUUACAAAGUGCCGAAAGUGAGGAAGCUUUACGAAAGAAGGAAGGACUUCGACCUCAUCAUCGUCUUCCACAUGAUGAACGAGGUCGUUUACCCCUUCGUCCUCGUUCCCUCACAUCACGUCACGACGCUCGGGGUGGACUUCGUGCAGAGCGCCACCCUCGGCAACGUCUUGAAUCCAGCCUACGCCAGCAAUUUCAUACUCCACUUCCCGCACCCGCUGAGCUUCAUGCAUCGUUGCCUCAACCUGCUCAUGCACAUCGCCACGGCCUGCUACUGGAAGCGCUGGUCCGUGACCGAUAUUCACAGAGAGAUCUCGGCGCAGUUUCCCGGCUUUCCGUCAAUGCUGGAGAUCGAGCGCAAUCAGAGCCUUACCCUCAUGAACUCGCACUUCAGCCUGGACACGCCCCUGCCGCUGCUUCCCGGCCAGGUGGAAAUUGGGGGCAUGCACUGCAGGCCCGGCAAGCCCCUCCCGCAGGAAUUGGAGUCGUGGAUCUCUGGCGCCGGAGCAGCAGGAGUCGUGUACUUCAGCCUGGGCUCCACCAACCAGGGCACCGUCCUUCCCCGUCAAUACCGCGAUAUCCUUCUUCAGGCGUUCAGGAGGAUCAGCCAGCGAGUCCUUUGGAAGAAUGUAGAGGAGGUAGACGAUGUUCCUGAAAACGUGCUGGUGAUGAAGUGGGUUCCUCAACAGGACGUUCUUGCGCACCCCAACGUGAAGGUGUUCGUCAGCCACGCCGGACUCCUCAGCACGCAGGAGGCCGCCUACCACGCCACGCCCGUGCUCGCCCUGCCCAUCGCGGCGGACCAGCCCAGGAACGCAGACCAGAUCAAGAAAUCCGGAUUCGGCCUGGCGCUCGAGUGGGAGGAGAUCACGGUCGACCUCGUCCUCGAGACACUGCGCGAGCUAAUCGACAACCCGAGGUACCGGCGGAGCGCCGCGGAGGUCUCGCGGGCGAUGCGCGACCAGCUGACCUCGCCGAAGGACCGCGCCGUCUUCUGGACCGAGUAUGUGAUCCGCCACAGAGGCGCCCCGAGGCUGAGGAGCCCCGCGGUGGAACUCUCCUGGGUCGAGUUCCUCAUGCUGGACGUCCUGGCGGCUCUCCUGCUGGUCGUCUGCGUCGCCUUCGUGCUCCUGAGUUGCGUCGCGCGGCUUGUCUGGCGGGCCGUGUGCGCGCGGAGCAAAGACAAGGAGGAUUAGUCCAAGCUGCGAGUGGAGGAGAGCUUCAACGGAGGGCGACGCGGAGGGAAAUGGCAAAGGAGAAAUAACGAAGGAGUUUCAGAUAACAAAGAAUAAAUACUUGAAGAUAUUCUUUGACACAGAUUUUAUGAUCUGAACCAAGGUGUAUAUAGAUACAUAUGAAGACCUUGAUUGGAACGCAGAUGUAAGUAUUUGCCUUCAAAGUUGACAGAACAUCCUCCGUGUACUGUGAGUCCAUGCGAUAUUCCUUUUGGGAUUCGGUUGGUCUUUAUAUUGUUUAAUGUGCAAUGAUUGCAAUUAACUACACUAACACGAUAAUGAUUCCGUUUUAUUUUGUAUUACAUAUAUAACAGAUUUUAUAAUACCCAUUUGAUCAUAUAUUUCAAAUUGUAAGCAAAUGGCUGUUUUCUAUUUUUAUUGGGGUCAGGGCGUAUAAAAAUUCCAAAUCUAGACCAAAUCUGGGGUUAGAUAAGUUUUCCUAACAAAGCAGCGUUCUCACAAGGUCCGCUACAGUAAAACAUCUUUCAAAUUCGUUUGUAUGAUUUUACGAUGAUCACAAUACCAAUAUACAACUUCAUUUGUUUUUCUUUAGGCUUUGAUUUUAUAGCUGAUAGAAUACAGUUCCCGGUGAUAUGAUAACGAAUGAGCUUCGCAAACAUUACAAAGAGCAAAAUAAUUGCAGUGAGCGAAUUGCAUAGAAUACAAAAAAUCGCACAAUAUUUCUCCGUCAAUUAAUUCACCAAUGCCUAUGCCGAUUUCUUCUCCUGUUUUAGGUUUUUGUGGUAGAAUCUGAAAGACGCUGGGAAUAUUGACCUCCUUGACUGUAGUGUUUACUUCACAUACAAUAUUGUAUACAGUGGUUGUACAGAGACACGACUUAGUGACUCAGUCCUGGUGUAAGAAAGGAUCACGCUAAAUGUAUUGAAAGUGAAAAAUAA
Penaeus vannamei (Pacific white shrimp) is the source of this 2649-nucleotide messenger RNA. RefSeq names its product UDP-glycosyltransferase UGT5. Gene Ontology annotation, molecular function: UDP-glycosyltransferase activity. NCBI's taxonomy places the organism in Eukaryota, Metazoa, Arthropoda, Malacostraca, Decapoda, Penaeidae. The record is from RefSeq and is a predicted model, not a curated record.